AUUCAAGAGAGCUUUAUCCUGUAGGAAUUCCUAUGAAUAAAAAAUUGAUAACGAAAGCUACCUGUCUCUUGUCAUAUUAUUGAAAAAAAUAAAGAAAGGCUAUUGCUUAGUUAUUUUUUCACUCGUAAGUGUGUGAAGAAAGAUAUUUUUUUGUUUUUGCACGCAAUGGGGAGCAUAGUGCCGUUUUUGGGGAUGGUGAUGGCAGUUUUGGCUCAAGCAAGUGAUAUGGUUAUUAGCAAAGCAGCCAUGUCUAAAGGGAUAAGCAGACAUGUACUUCUUGUGUACUCUUAUGCUCUCUCUUCUCUUAUCCUUCUUCCUAUAUCCAUUUUCUCCCACAGAUCAGAUCUUCACCCACUCUGUUUUCCUCUCCUCUCAAGCUUUUUCUUGCUUGCCUUAAUUGGAUUUUCUGGACAGGCUUUAAACUAUGCCGGUGUACAGUUCAGUUCUCCUACUCUUGGCACAGCCAUGCUCAACCUCGUCCCAGCUUUUACUUUCAUUUUUGCCCUCCUUUUCAGGAUGGAAAAGCUAGACUUGAAGAGCUCAAGUAGUUUAGCUAAAUUUAUUGGAACUGUGGUAUCAAUUAGUGGGGCAUUUACUGUGACCAUCUACAAGGGCUUACCUUUCAUUAUCAUGCCCUCAUUUGAUGGCUUGAAUCAUCAAUUACUACUUUCAGAAGAAGGAAAUUGGAUCCUUGGAGGAUUUCUCUCUGCAACUCAUGCUAUGAUGACUUCACUAUGGUAUAUUUUACAGGCAUCAAUACUGAAGAAGUACACAUCAGUGCUAAUCGUAGUAUUUUUUUACAGCUUAUUUGCAACAAUUCUAUCUGCAGUAGUUUCUCUAACUGUAGAAGAUUUUGGUGCUUGGAGGUUAAGAACUGACAUGGGUUUGGUUGCUGUAAUAUAUUCAGCAGUUGUUGGGAAUGUAUUUCGGUUAGGCAUGACUACAUUAUGUGUAAGAAUGAGCGGACCUGUUUUUGUUUCUAUGUUCAAGCCCUUAGGGAUAGUUGCAGCUGCACUCAUGGGAAUCAUUUUUCUAGGGGAUACUCUCUUUCUUGGAAGUGUGAUUGGAGCUAUUGUGAUCGCAGCUGGUUUUUAUGCUGUUAUGUGGGGGAUAGCUAAAGAAGAGCAGGCAGGAAAAGGCAGUGGAGUUACAGUCAUUGAGGAUUCAUCCACCCAAAACGAGCCUCUUUUGCAGACCAACAUACACGAGAUAAACAAACUUGCUGUGUAGACAGAUUUUAUGUAUAUAUGCACUUAUAUUGUAACGGCAAUUCUCACCGUUAAUUCCAUGCGAUCCAUCUAACAUUUAAAUAAUAUUAUUCCUUUGUUUAAUUAGACCCGGACUUUCAGUUUUGAAGUUCACAUCAGCCAUGUUGAUUUGAAACA
Molecule: messenger RNA, 1385 nt
Organism: Jatropha curcas
Lineage: Eukaryota; Viridiplantae; Streptophyta; Magnoliopsida; Malpighiales; Euphorbiaceae
Source: RefSeq, a predicted model, not a curated record